UUUGGGUUUAGAUUUUCUUAAAAUUUUAAAACUUUUUUAAAGAUUUACCAAAAAUAUAUGUAAAUUCGGCUAAUAUUUGAAAGAAGCAUAGUAUGAUGCUAAAACCCUAACCCCUCACUCAGUGUCUUUGCUUCUUUAUUUCUGUAGAGAAGAUGGAGUGACAGUGUGUUUGCUUCUCUGAAUAAUUCAUAGCGUAUGAAGAAAUCCGAGCCACCAAAGACAUCAAAACCCGCGGAUGGGACCGAUUUUAUCAGUAGCAUGCCGGAUGCUAUUCUUCUUUUGAUUCUUUCACGUCUUCCAUCCACAGAAGAAGCAAUUCGAAGCAGCAUUUUGUCCAGAAGAUGGAGGAAUUUGUGGACUGCAAUUCCAUCGCUAUACUUAGACAUACGCCACGGGAGAAGAUACAAAAAAAGCGAGUUCAAAGAGUUAGUGUAUUGGGUUUUGGUAAACAGAUCCGCUGAUUUGGAUUGUUUUCGUUUAUAUUGUUCGGAUCAGUACAGUAUAUCGACAGCAUGGCGAUGGAUUCAUGCCGCCGUUAAGAGAAAUGUCAAAAAACUUGAGUUGACAUUUUACCCUAAGGAGAGUACAGGGGAUAUCGAGAUGCCCAAUUGCCUUGUUAUUUGCCCUUCGUUGGAGUCAUUAAGGUUGAGUUUGGGCCAUCAUGGUCUAAGGUUGCCUAAUAUCAUGGGGUUUCCGGCACUUAGGGUUCUUGAUUUGACCAGUGUUGACUUAUUGGAAGACGGCAAUUUGGUAAAAGGAUUUUCAUGGGAGUGAUGGGACGGAAUACGGGUGGUUGGAUGAAGAUGAAACAAGGGAAAUCUUGAGUAUUGAUUUGAAAAGGGUCGAGUUUUUUGAACUCAAUGGAGAAAAACCAAAAGUAGUUAUAAAAUGGUUUGAUGAUAUAUUGAAUAUGUAUUUCAGUUGGGGUAAGGAAACCAGGUUCUCUCAUUGGUGAAUGUGAAUGUAACUGUCAAAGUGAUUACUUGGUCUCAUGUGGAUGCUUUUCACAUUUGAAUUUUUGCUUCUUUUUUAACUAUAACUAGAAAAUACUUGUUUGCUCCUAUGAUUUUGUUCGUAUUCUGUUAAAAAAACUACAACAUGUAUGUCUUCUCUGGUUGCUCUUCUA
Molecule: messenger RNA, 1126 nt
Organism: Lactuca sativa (garden lettuce)
Lineage: Eukaryota; Viridiplantae; Streptophyta; Magnoliopsida; Asterales; Asteraceae
Product: putative F-box/FBD/LRR-repeat protein At1g66290
Molecular function (GO): protein binding
Source: RefSeq, a predicted model, not a curated record